Molecule: messenger RNA, 889 nt
Organism: Vombatus ursinus (common wombat)
Lineage: Eukaryota; Metazoa; Chordata; Mammalia; Diprotodontia; Vombatidae
Gene: LMO1
Product: LIM domain only 1
Exons: 4
Coding region: 63-530 (155 amino acids)
Biological process (GO): positive regulation of transcription by RNA polymerase II
Cellular component (GO): nucleus
Molecular function (GO): transcription coactivator activity; DNA-binding transcription factor binding
Source: RefSeq, a predicted model, not a curated record
GCAUCGAGGCAGAUUUGGGCUCCAUGUAAAGAAAAGCUUCCUAACAAUCAGCUGUCCUCAAUAUGGAAUCGACUGCCUCUGAAGGUGUGCCCAUGCUGUCUGUCCACCCCAAGGGGAAACAGAAAGGUUGUGCUGGCUGUAACCGGAAGAUCAAGGACCGCUAUCUCUUGAAGGCCCUGGACAAGUAUUGGCAUGAGGACUGUCUCAAGUGCGCCUGCUGUGACUGCCGGCUGGGAGAGGUGGGCUCCACACUCUACACCAAGGCCAACCUCAUUCUGUGCCGCCGUGACUACCUGAGGCUCUUUGGCACCACGGGGAAUUGCGCUGCCUGCAGCAAGCUGAUCCCGGCCUUCGAGAUGGUGAUGCGGGCCCGGGACAACGUCUACCAUUUGGACUGCUUUGCCUGCCAGCUCUGCAACCAGAGAUUUUGCGUGGGAGACAAAUUUUUCCUGAAAAACAACAUGAUCUUGUGUCAGAUGGACUAUGAGGAGGGGCAGCUGAAUGGAAGUUUUGAAUCACAGGCUCAGUAACCCCAUCCCUUCACCUCUCUGGGGGCCCCGGGCCACACCCAGAUGGGCAGCUCACCAGCCCGCUCUAGCUGCAGCGAGGCGGGCGGCCAUUGGCCUGGCUUGGCCUGCCCAUGAUCUUUUUUAAAUUCUCCAUCCACAGAGGGACCCCACUCCACGGUCCCAUGCCAUCCCCACCCGGCACCAAGCAGUUACAGGUGUAGAUGUGCGGUUGUGCCCGUGUUCCUGAGCACCGCCUUGCCUUUCCCCCCCUCACCUACCUAGCCUGUGUGUGAGUCUCCGGGGGCCAGGCAGGGCCUGUACAGCCUGUCUUCUGUAUAUAAACUGGAACAUUUAUUUUAUGAGAAAUGUAAUGCAAUUUU